Messenger RNA from Manis javanica (Malayan pangolin), 2906 nucleotides. NCBI's taxonomy places the organism in Eukaryota, Metazoa, Chordata, Mammalia, Pholidota, Manidae. The record is from RefSeq and is a predicted model, not a curated record.
GAAAGUUGUGAACUUUAAGAAAAGUUCUAGGGAUACUAUUUGCAGUACCAGCACUUCAGAGAAUCCUUUUCUGAUGAUGCACUGGAGCGAGCUUUCUCAGGCUUCCUGUAUUAUUAGAUGUGGUAUACCUCCUCAGUUGCUGAUGUGUAUUACUGCAUAGAUACUCUGGUUCUUGAAGCUGCUCAGGUUUCCCUUUACACUGAAUAGAUAGGAAACUCAGUGUCAAAUCUGUGGCCACCUCCAGAAAAUGCCUAUGUGUGAGGGUGUGUGAUUUUGUACACUAACUUUAUCCCAGCUGUAUUUCUUUCCUUAAAAUUAUUUACCACUUAUCUUCAUUUCUUCAUCUAUUUAUUUUCUUAUCUUCUAAAGUUCUCUUCUCUUUUUAAAAUGAGCUGGUAUACAAAUUAGCACAUAAAUAAGAGCUAUCUUAAAUAUUUAAGAAGCCAUCCUUUUGAUCCACUCUUAUUAUGUGGAUCUCAGCUCUUGGCUUUGCUGUCUGUUGGGGAAGCCUCCUGGCAGGUCUUGCUGCAUCCUCUCCACCCGUCUGCAGUUCCCCACCUGCAGAGUAGAGCCUGGCAGCUCAGGUAUAGAUGGCCUUUCUUAGCAGUAUCUCCAUCCAUUUGCAGACUGAUUUCCUGGGGCUCUCCUCCUGGUGCUUCCUGUCUUCCCACAGCUCUCAUUUCUGCUUCUCUGCCUUUGCUGUCAUUUCCGUUGAUCUGAAUCCUUUCUCCUGUUCCUCCUUCGUGUUUCUCUGCUCAGAGUAAUUUCCGCUGUGAAACCUCUGCUGAUCUCCUCCAGGCAGGGCGGACCACUUCCUGGGUGUUGCUUCCUCUCCUGGCGCACGUGUCUGGGUGCACUAACCAGGCUGCUGCUUGCCCCCAGGUGCCUUUGUGCAGAUUAAAAAAGCAACUACCCCUUCUUCAAGACACUGAAUAAACUUCCAACUGUUGGAAAACUAUCUUCAUAAAUACAAUUUCAGGAUGUUUACCCUAACUGUUUGAUGAGAGCAGACCGUCGACAACCAUUUGGUAAAUGAAAGAAUGAAAGGGCAACUUUCCUUUGAUGAUUUUCAAGAAAGCUGUGCUAUGAGGUGGCAAAAGUCUCCAGGAAGCAGGAUGCCAAUGCCUCUGAGCAGACUGAUCCUUUUCAGCGGUGUGAUGGCUGGCGGGUCCUGGGCCCUCAUAUAUUACCUUAUACAGAAAACUUUCUCCAGGGCUUCCUACUACCAGCUGGGAUUGGAGCAGCUACAUAGCCACCCCGAGGCACUGGAGGCUCUGGGCUGUCCUCUCAGCGUUCACUUUCUCCAGCUCACUGACAAGCACAACUUCGUUGACAUUGCUGAUGCUCAGCCUGCAGAUGCCCUGGCGUGUCUUGAGUAUAAGAAUGAGAGAUGCUCAAUGUGUGCUUUGUUGCUUAAUUUUAUAAUCCCCUGAGAAGAGCUGUAGCUUGAUUCCAAAAGUGGAACCCUGAAGAAUCAUUUUAGUGUGACCAGGUGACUGCUUAUCCACUCAGGGUAUGGAGCCACCACCCCAAAGCUUGUGUCAUUUUAAAGUGUGUUUCAAUAAAUGCAAGACAGAAUUUUGGAAAACAGAUGUGUGUGUAUAUAUAUGAAAACCGUUCUUUCUCUUGGUAGCAGUUUGGAGUGGGUGACAUAGGCCAUCUCUUAGCCCAUGAAAGUACUUUUGGCCAUCCCCCCGGGAGGUGCCUGAUGAUGGGCUUCCUUGUUACCACAUUGCAUCCCGUUCACAAGGCUCAAACUGUUUUAGUUUUUACUGAGAAACCAAAAAUAUUGCAUUCGUUAUUUUUCUAAGGAGGAGGAUUAACAGACAUCCACCAGCUUGCUUUGAGGUCCUCAUGCUUGGGGCGUGGCAGCUUCUGGGCAGCCCCCACUGUGGCGUGAGCCUGGCCCAUGGUGCCCGGUGACUAAGAACUGACCAAAAGCUCCUGGUUGUCCUUCUCAAACCAGCCCUCACAUCAUUUCUUAAAGCCUAUUCUUUAAGGUCCAGGUCAAAGUGUGUACUGGUUUGCUGGCAACAGCUUCCCCUUUUAAACAGUAGACCUUAUUUCUUCCCUUUUACUUUUCUAUUUUAUUAUGAAAAGUUUCAAACACAUAGAAAGAUAAAAAAAUUUAUGCUGUCACUUGAACUCUACAAUUGAUACUUGGCUUGGAUGGCUUCACUCCACACCUAUUCGUCUAGCCACAUCUGUUUGUCCAUGAACACAUCUUGCUGUUUUCAGACAUCUCUAUAAUUUAAGCACAUAAGCAGUGUACACUAACCAGAGUGUAAUGUUUAUUUAUGGUUCUUUUUGUUUUUUUGAGGUAAUUUUUCUAUUCUGCGAAAGGUACAAAUUUAAGUGUCCUAUCUGAUUAAUUUUAACAAAUGCUCACACCUGUGUAGCUCAGGCCCUGCUCUAGCUGCAGCUUGUUCCCAUCGCAGUCCCCUCCUGCUCUGCCCGGCCGGUCCCCCUCACAUCCCCCAGCCCUACCAGACGCCAUCACUUUUUUGGUAUUUUUUCCUAGCAGAGGUCAGCCUGUUGUAGACCAUGGAAUUAUGCAUUAUAUACUCUUGCGUAAGGCUCUUUUGCUUAGCAUGUUUUUUAUACUCACCCAUGUUGUUGUAUAUUUCUUUUAACAGUGGAUUUUGAAUAAUCAUUUUAAGUACUCAGUGCACUGUGGUCUCCUUGCUAAAUAGGAGGACUGCCAUUGACCUCACCUGACCACCCAAAGAGGGCAGGACAUUUGGAGGGAGCCAGAUGGGAAAUCAGGUGAAUUCUCCAGCUAGGCUCCAAUUAGAAGCCAACCAGAUGCUGUGGGCAGUCACCGUGUUUCAUAGGGUUAGCUACAGAAAGCACUGUUUCGUCAUCUCUUGAGGAGACACUACAUCCAAUUAUCUCUCUCAUUUUAU